Oikopleura dioica is the source of this 933-nucleotide messenger RNA. Lineage: Eukaryota; Metazoa; Chordata; Appendicularia; Copelata; Oikopleuridae. The record is from the annotation of a GenBank genome assembly.
AUGCGCGUGCUUCCGUUUGUUUUCGCUUUUUGCAGAGCUGACGAAUCAACAGCUGCUCCAGACCGAAAUGACACUACAACUGCUCCAGAAACCGUCGAGCUAAAAGCAGCGUAUCGAAAUCACGUGGUGCAAAUCGACUCCAACGCUCCUCAAUCGACCUUUUCUAAUCCAAAGACCAACGUCGCGAUCCUUUCAAAGAACUUGUUCAAGCUCUCUGAUGAAAGAAUCGGCCUCAGUCUUUUCAACCAAAUCGGCGAUUGGCAAAAGCAGACUGGGUAUUUCGAGCAUCCAUCAGCGGACCAUGAUCUGAAAGUCAAAUACAAAGCUGUCGGAAAAUCUCUUGCGCUCAAUGCGAUGAUCGAGCAAGCUGGUUUUCAGGAUAGUGGGAAGCUGAAAUACUACGGAUGCUACUGUCUUCCAAGUGAGUUGUACCACAAAGAUUUCCAGUGGCACGAUACAAUCGGCAAAGGAAAGCCAGUCGAUGCCAUUGAUAGAGUUUGCCAAAAACUAAUCAACUGCUACAAAUGCAUCCACAAGACGUACCAUGAUUGCCCAUCCCAGAGCCCAUACAGUCUCCACGGAGCUUGCUCCGAAAACGACACCGGAUGCGGCCGAGAUCUUUGCGAGUGUGACACCGACUUUGCCAAGGAAAUCGCAGAAGUCGAGGAUACCUGGAAUGAAGAAUACACGCAGCGAGGAGGGUUUGAUCGAUCAACUCAAUGUGCUCCUCAUCACGAAGAUUCUCACCCAGAUGCAAUGGACCUCAUUCGUGCCGGUCAAAAGGAAACGUCUCCUCGACCAGCGGUUGGCGCCAAAGAACCAGUGGUGAAAAAUUGUUGCGGGAAGGGACUUCAGGUGAAUCUCUUUAACCCGGAGCGUCAAGAAUGCUGCAAAGAUGGAAGUACAAAGGCGAUCGGAACAUGCCCCUUGUAA